Molecule: messenger RNA, 2572 nt
Organism: Gamsiella multidivaricata
Lineage: Eukaryota; Fungi; Mortierellomycota; Mortierellomycetes; Mortierellales; Mortierellaceae
Exons: 6
Molecular function (GO): protein binding
Source: RefSeq, a predicted model, not a curated record
AAUCCAAGAAGGAAAAAAAGUCAAAGUCCAAGAACGUCGAGGAGCAGGAAGAAGACAUCGAGACGAUCCUCGCCAACUUUAAGAAGGAGCAAGAGGAAAAGGUCAAGAUUAUCGAGGAAGUCUGGAGUGGUCCCCCAAGUCGACGUGCGAAUGCUACCCUGACCGCGAACCCACUCAACUCAAACGAGCUUAUCUUUUUCGGAGGAGAGUUUUACGAUGGUGCCAAAUGCGCCUUCUACAACGAUCUGUAUCGCUACAACAUUGAAAAGGACGAAUGGCGCAGGAUCACAUCCCCGAAUUCUCCAGGACCCAGGUCCUCUCACCAGGUCGCUAUCACAGCCGCAGGAACCCUGUUCCUCUUUGGAGGAGAGUUUGCCUCGCCUAACGAGACCCAGUUUUUUCAUUACAAGGAUUUCUGGUCGAUGGACAUGAAGACCAACGCAUGGGAGAAACUCGAGGUCAAACCCAAGCCGACCGCUCGUUCGGGCCAUCGCAUGGCCCUUUGGAAACACCUCCUCGUAGUCUUUGGUGGAUUCUAUGACAAUUACGUCGAUACCCGGUACUACGACGACCUCUGGGUCUUUGACACCCUCGAUUACAAAUGGACCAAAGUCGAGCUCCCCGACCAGAUGAUUCGUCCCUCCGCCCGCUCCGGGUUCUCCUUCAUCCCCUGUACCGAGGGCGUCAUCCUCUAUGGUGGUUAUUGUAAGGAGUACACCAAGGGACAACGACCCAAGGGAAUCGUCCACACCGAUACCUGGCUCCUCAAGAUGAAUGUCGAUCCGAAACUGAUCCGGUGGGAAAAGAAGAAGAAAUCCGGAUCCGCGCCCACGCCCCGCUCAGGGUGUGCGAUGGCCCCCUAUAAGAAUCGGGCCGUUUUGUUUGGAGGCGUUUAUGAUGACGAUGUGAACGAGGAGACCUUGGAGAGUACCUUCUAUAACGAGCUGUAUACCUAUCAGAUCGAUACCGGAAGAUGGUUCCCCAUGAACCUGAAGAGGCCCAAGACUGCAGGCAAGAAGAAGAAGUCGAGGAAGAAUAACAACAAGGCUGGCAGUGGCGGUGCCGGCGGUGCCGGUGAGGAUGGCGAGGAUGGAACCGGAAAGAGGGAGAAGAUGAAAUGGGAGGAAAGCACGGACGAUGAAUUUGACUAUGGCGAUUUCGAGGACAGCGAAAAUGAAGAGCAGGAGAAGGGUACCGUUACAGGAACUGCAGAGGGCUCCGUCGCAGGAACAGACGAGCAGCAGCAGCAGGAACCUGCAGCGGAAACGAGCAACGCGGAGCCACAACCUUCGACCAAGGAAGCCCUGGCGGCCGCGGCCUUGGCAGCAGCGGGUAUCCUGCCAAAGGCCUCCCAGACACCCGAGUCUGCUACAGCUGCUGCAGAACGAGAUACAGCGACCAAGAAAUCAAAAUCUGGACGAUCCACCGGCAGAGGCAACAGCAGCAACAACGAUGCUGACAAUAACGAGGCCGAGGAAGAGGAGGAGCCGCUGAUGCCCUGUCCGCGCUAUAACCCUAUGCUGGCGGUCCAGAAGAGUACGCUGUUCAUCUUUGGCGGCAUCUUGGAAGUCAAGGACCGCGAGUACACUCUAGACGACUUCUUUUCGCUGAACCUGGAUAAGAUGACCGAGUACAUUUGUUUGCGUGAGUCAGAAUUCGAGUCGCAACUCUGGCUCGGUGAGGAAUCGGACGAUGAUGAAGAAGGAGAGGACGAGGAGGGUGAUGAGGAUGACGAGGAUGAGGAUGACGAAGACGAGGACGACGAGGACGACGAGGAAGAAGAGGAGACUGAAGUAGUCGAGGAAGUCGUGGCCGAGUCCAGUAAGAAGGACAAGAAGUCCAAGAAGGAGAAGGAUGGCAAGGACAAGAAGGACAAAGCAGAGAAGGAGAGUAAGGAGGGCAAGGAGGGCAAGGAGGGCAAGGAGGGCAAGGAGGGCAAGGAGAAGAAAGAUAAGAAGGAGAAGAAAGAAAGGAAGGACAAGAAGGAGAAGAAGGACAAAGCAACGGCAGAAUCAACACCAAGUGCUGGUGCCAGUGAUCCCAGUACCGCUGCUACUGCUGACGCCGCUGCUGCUGGCGAUGGCACUAAGGUCGAAGGAACUGGCACCCCUGUGGAAGGAGGUGAUGCGGAUGAAGCACCCGUUGAGGUGGUGCCCUCACAGUUGAGUGGUGUCGAUCUCGCGGCCCGUUUGGCCAUGACCGAGGAAGAGGCUGCCUGCACACCAACCAUCGGAGAGACACUCAGGGAGUUCUAUGGACGUACAACCGAGUACUGGGUGCUGAAGGCAUUCGAGGACAGCACAAAGACGGGCAAGGCCCUCCGUCACGACGGCUUCUUGCUCGCAGAGGCCAAGUUCAACGAAUGGCAGCCUAUCCUCGCACAGAUGGCGCAGAUGCGUCUGGACGCAGGUCUAGACGAAGACGACGACAACGAUCAGGCAGCACGCAUGGGCGGACGUGGUGGGGUCCUCAAGAUGGGCGAAGUCUACAAUAAGCUAAUGUCCAGGCAUAGACGAUAGAGAUGUAGAAAAGCAUGAAGCUACUUAGUGUUGAAAAAUAGUAAAUCAAUCCA